Messenger RNA from Balaenoptera acutorostrata (minke whale), 1350 nucleotides. Its product is annotated as cadherin-23-like. Bases 70 to 1350 code for a protein of 426 amino acids. The transcript is spliced from 11 exons. Gene Ontology annotation, molecular function: cadherin binding; calcium ion binding. Gene Ontology annotation, cellular component: catenin complex; plasma membrane. The record is from RefSeq and is a predicted model, not a curated record. Lineage: Eukaryota; Metazoa; Chordata; Mammalia; Artiodactyla; Balaenopteridae. Gene Ontology annotation, biological process: homophilic cell-cell adhesion.
GGGGCCGAUCCAGCGGAGAGCAGAGCCCAAGGCGCGGCGCGGCGCCGCUCCGCACACGCACACGGAGCCAUGAGGUGCCACGUCGCCUCCAGCUGCCUCGUGGUCUGGCUUUCUGUGCUGAUCUCUGGAUGCUGUGGCCAGGUGAACCGACUGCCCUUCUUCACCAACCACUUCUUUGAUACAUACCUACUGAUCAGCGAGGAUACACCUGUGGGUUCCUCUGUGACCCAGUUGCUGGCCCAAGACAUGGACAACGACCCCCUGGUGUUCGGCGUGUCUGGGGAGGAGGCCUCCCGCUUCUUUGCCGUGGAGCCUGACACGGGCGUGGUGUGGCUCCGCCAGCCACUGGACAGAGAGACCAAGUCGGAGUUUACGGUGGAGUUCUCUGUCAGCGACCACCAGGGGGUGAUCACGCGGAAGGUGAACAUCCAGGUCGGGGACGUGAAUGACAACGCGCCCACGUUUCAUAAUCAGCCCUACAGUGUCCGCAUCCCUGAGAACACGCCAGUGGGGACGCCCAUCUUCAUCGUGAACGCCACGGACCCCGACCUAGGUGCAGGCGGCAGCGUCCUCUACUCCUUUCAGCCCCCCUCCCAGUUCUUUGCCAUCGACAGCGCACGUGGCAUUGUCACAGUGAUCCAGGAGCUGGACUACGAGAUCACGCAGGCCUACCAGCUCACCGUCAAUGCCACGGAUCAAGACAAGACCAGGCCUCUGUCCACCCUGGCCAACUUGGCCAUCAUCAUCACAGACGUCCAGGACAUGGACCCCAUCUUCAUCAACCUGCCUUACAGCACCAACAUCUAUGAGCAUUCUCCUCCGGGCACCACGGUGCGUGUUAUCACCGCCAUCGACCAGGACAAAGGACGUCCCCGGGGGAUUGGCUACACCAUCAUCUCUGGGAAUACCAACAGCAUCUUUGCCCUGGAUUACAUCAGUGGGGCGCUGACCUUGAACGGCCUGCUGGACCGGGAGAACCCCCUGUACAGCCAUGGCUUCAUCCUGACUGUGAAGGGCACAGAGCUGAAUGAUGACCGCACCCCAUCUGAUGCCACAGUGACCACAACCUUCAACAUCCUGGUGAUUGACAUCAAUGACAAUGCCCCAGAGUUCAACAGCUCCGAGUACAGCGUGGCCAUCACUGAGCUGGCACAGGUCGGCUUUGCCCUCCCCCUCUUUAUCCAGGUGGUGGACAAGGAUGAGGUGAGUCCCAGAACGCAUGGCCAUCCAGCCCAGCACCCGGCCCGGGCUGUGCAACCCUGGAAGGGAUGCCAGGGGUCACUGGGCUCCCAGGUCCCCAUCUAUAAAAUAGAAACAAACAUUGCUGCAGCCUCCCCUGCUAUGUUCUGA